AUGUUCAAAAAGAGACCCAACAUCAAACCUCUCAGCCCGCUGAAGUCGUCGGAUCGCCGGAGGACCGCCGACCAGAUCAUCUCAGAAUUCGGCAUCGAGGUGCCCGUUGAUGAAAGCUCCGACAACCCAGAGAACAAGACGGCUCCUACACCUGCUCUAACAGCCCUGCGAAAGUCCCUCUUGCCCGAAAAUGCAUUGUCGGCACGCUUCACCACUACUGCAGGACCAGAUCUGAAGCAGGUCUCGGGCACUGUAUACGUGGGCAGUCACGAAGGCACCAACAACGAAUCCCGCAUAUUAUGGGUCAAAUACAACGAUAAAAUGUAUCCUACAGUCUAUACCUUAUGGCACAAUCCUCGUAUCCUACCGCUCCUCUACACCCCACAAUUCGUCGUCGAGAAACUCCAGGGCGGUGCAGACCUCAUGACCCCCGGUCUGCAACGCGGUCCUCCUUUCCCAGUCAGGGCAACAAAAGGCGCUAUAGUGGCUGUUGCGUCUCUGGAAUCACCGACAGUUCCGAUGGCGGUCGGUACUUGCGAAAUCGACGUCAGCUCGUUGGACAACGUACAAGGAAUGAAGGGUCAUGCCGUUUCUACCUUCCACUGGGCAGGGGAUGAGCUUUGGGCAUGGAGUUCGGAAAGCAAGUCCGGAAUUAAUCCACCCCAACAUAUCGAAGGCUGGAAUGACGCGAAGGACCAGGUUGGAGCACUUGCGUCCCAGACUGAAACUUUGAAUCUGGAGAACGAAGAUGGCGGGAUAACCCUCGACAACUCGCCAGCAGAGAGAUCAGAUGCGGAAAAGGCGCAAGGGCUUGAAGGCGAAGACCCGCCUUCACUAAAGGACUCUGCUGAGAUGGUGGAUGAACAAGAGUUGUCACAAAAAGAAAUCGAUGACGCUUUCCGAAACGCUUUCCUUUUUGGAGUACGAUAUCACAUGGAGCACCAUAGAAACCACCCUUCCCACGGUCUCGAAUUCCCUCUGUCACAGUCCAAGGUCAUGUCCCUUCUGGUACAGCCCUUCUUACCGACAUACACCGCCUCCAGAACCGCCUCAUUGCAGAUCAAGAAGACAAGUUGGAAAAAUAUCCGGAAAUUCAUAAAAUAUCUUGACAAACAAAAAAUCAUCAAGUCCAAGGAUCAAAACGGCAAUGAAGUAGUAAUUCUCGAUAUCGACUUCAAAGACCGUCAAGUCGAGGCCUUUGUACCCUAUCGACUGCCCAAAAAGGAUGACCCCACUUCAUCAACUGUGAAUGGCAAACCAGCAGCACCCCUAGCUGCUGAGUCCUCAGUGGGUCAAAAACUCAAAGUGCUAUCUUUGCUCCGGCCCAAGGAGAAGGCUGCGCCGAUUCUGGUCGCCACAAAAUCAGACCCGCGGGGACUUUAUACACCAUCAGAGCUCAAGCAAAUCUUGACCACAUACAUCGAGGCGGAGAACCUGGUAUCUCCUAAAAAUAAGCGUCUCAUCAAUAUCAACCCACAACUUGCUGAUGCACUUCUCGGAUCAUCGGCUGCAGACAACGCGGCACUUGCAUCUGGAUCUAUAGCCCGCGACGCGCUUGCUGAACGGAUGGUGGCCGCCUCGUCGCCUUUCCAUACGAUCCUCCGCAACGAUGCUCGUAUUUCCGAGUCGAAGCCAAAAGCAGGAGCGCCACCCAAGGUACACAUUACCAUGGAGAAGCGUAGCGGCUCUAAGACGGUUACACGAGUCAGCGGACUCGAAGUCUAUUAUAUUGCGCCGCAACCGCUAGCGGACGAACUCAAGAAGACGUGCGCUGGUAGCACAAGUGUGGAUCAGCUUCAGGGCAGCAGUCCAAAGAAUCCGGUCAUGGAAGUCAUGGUACAGGGGCCACAAUCAGAUGCCAUUAUCAAGGCUCUGGAAAAGAGAGGCGUCAACCGAAACUGGGUGGAGGUUUUGGAUAAGACCAAGGGAAAGAAGAAAUGACGGAAUCAAUCGGAAAAUGCGAAUAUGUGACGAUAACAAUUUCGAAUAAUAAGGUAUGGAAGUCAUGUCGCCGUUCAAUCAACUGUAUGAGAGCAUGCUCUGCUCUCACACCAAGAGAAAAGUUGAGUAUUAUCGGCCUAGUUCAUGGGAUACCCUAUGCUUCUUUGCUUUAUUGAAUCUAUCGUAUUCUAUACCAAUUAUUACCUUACGCCGUUAGAGUUGGACGAGAUCUUCUCUCAGAUAAAUUUGUUGAAAUCAUCUACCCGUAGUUGAUCUUCGACUUAUUCUGACCCAAAAAGAAUUAGGACCGAUGUAUUUAAAGAAAUGUCAGACAAUGCAACAUGUAUCUCUGAAUCACAUUCUCGGACAGACCACCCAAUAAUUCCUCUCUCUCUCUCUCAAUGUUAGGUACGCUGAGCAGCGACGCCACAUGUUGUUCUAUAGCAGCGGUUGCCGCCACUCCAGGAUCUUGGCCCUUUUCCUGCUCUUCAAAUGGUAUUCAGACAUGCUUAUCAGCAGCAUAUACGCAUAUGGAUUACGGUCGCCCUCAGCAUCGACGGCCGCUUAUUUCGUGCUGCUAUAGCCUUUCA
This is a messenger RNA of Periconia digitata, 2531 nucleotides long. Lineage: Eukaryota; Fungi; Ascomycota; Dothideomycetes; Pleosporales; Periconiaceae. The record is from the annotation of a GenBank genome assembly.